UUGAGAAACCUUUUUCAUUAUUAGUUGUCAGCAUCAGGCAAACGGACGAUUGGAUCUCGUAAAAUUAUUUGUUAUAGAAUAGUCAUUUUUUUCUUUUCGAAAUUUUUAAAAUGUCCAAUCACAUGAAAGCAGGAGCAUGCUGCCCUCCAAGAUGUCCAACUACCUGUCCACCUGCCUGCCCGCCCUGUGAUCCACCUCUGGUGCGAUUGAAAAAACUGUGGCCGGAGCCCUACAAUCCUUGCUCCUUCAAGAAUUGCCUUAUCUUCGGUGGACACGACGAGCCCUAUGUCCAGCCAUUCGAUCCGAAAGCCUGUGCGCGAAUGCGUCGUAAUGACAUCGACAGAUCAUUGGGCUAUCCCAUAGGUGUAGUAUUCGGUACAGUGAUUGUUAAGGGGGGAAUUCCGAAUCAGGAAAGCGUUCGGUUUGCUGGAAAUCUAAAGGGAUUCGCUCACUCAUACUACACCCGUCGCGAUGAGUGGAGCCCGGAGACAAUUGAUAUGUUAGUGAACGAGGCUCAGGUGUUGUUCAACGAUUCCGAAAAUAUGGAUCCUCCGAAUAUGGUAGAAUCUCCGGAUAUUUAUGACGAAAAUGAGCAAAGGGUGACGCGUCACUUUAUGAUCAACGAAAUUGAGUUUGCCUUGGAAUUGGAGGCUCCCUUCGAGAUCUACGGUUACCCCAACAUAAUACAAAAUCUUCGCAGGAUCUUGAGAGCCUUCUUCAAAAAGGCAAAAUAUGGGAUUUUCUUCACCCCCAACUGGUAUCUCCUAAUUUGGAAGGAGAAGGGUGUGUGGAUGGUGUUGGAUCUAAAUGGCAGGGACAAAAACACCAUGCGACCAAAUUAUGAGGAGGGUUACCCCUUGCUAUUGGGCCUCAAGUCGUUUGACAAUGUCAUUUGGCUGAUCAAGAAGGAGAGUGAUCUAGAGAAGACAAGUAGAUUUACGAUUAGGGAGAUCCUCGUGGUUCGAAUGGCCACUCCUGGGAGCACGGGUCAGAGUUGGGAGCGAGAGCAUGGGAUGCGAAUGAGCCAGUUUGAUGUGAUAGCCUCGGAUUAUGCCUAUGUCAAGUCUAAUCUUCACCUCACUCUGAACUCGAAGGAUGCCCUUAGGAAUCGUAGUGCUUUGCCAGUAGCUGUGGCCACUGCCCUGGCCUCCAAAAUCGAUCAUCCAGCCACCUGGGACAUGAAGAUGUACGACAAGGUUAUGUGUUAUGGCGUAAAUAUGUGCAAAAACUGCUGGGAACCGUGCGUUGACCCCAGUCUACCCAUGGAUCUUGAUGAUUUUCCCCGACAGAUUCGCAUGGGCCAGUUUGUGGCCGAGAUUAUGCUCACCCCAAAUGUCUACGAGGGCUGGUGGAAGUGCGUGCCGAUGUACAAGUUCAACGACUUUCAUCUAAUGAUCGAAAAGGCCCUCGAUAACAAUGAUUAUGUGAUCUUUCAGAUCAACAAUCAGAUGUACUCGCUGUGGAAGAAGUCGGAUUUCAUCUAUCUCAUGGAUCCGUAUCGCCACAACAUUGUGGGUCGUAUUUUGGAGGAGGGUGAAGAUCCCAAGAGUGCCACGGUCAGGAUGUUUGGUAAUAUUGAUCGUCUGCUGAGCGUCUUUCAUCAAAUUUUACUGGAAUCGAACCGAUCGGCCAUGUUCCAUAUACAUACACUAAAAAUAAGAAACAUUACGGAGUGCCCUCCUGGCACGGCUCCUGCCUUGCUUCCACCCGAUGAGGAUGUGGAGGUUAGAUCCCUUAAUGAGAACAUUCGCUUCGAUGAAAACUACGACAAGUGUCUGCAAGAACUGGGCGAGAUUAGUGACUUCGAGGAGGAUCUGGUCUCGGAGAUCGAGCCAAUUGUGGAGGUCAGCUCGUCGGAAGAGAUGGUCGAAGAGGAGGAGGGCGGUGGAGGCGGAGAAGUCGAAGGUGGCGAGGGAGAAGACGAUGACUAGCUCCAAGAAGACUCCCAUAUUUUUUAUGCAAUUUUGUACUCCAAGCAAUAGAUUGGGUCACUUGAUUUACGAUUUGAAUAUUUCAUUCAUUGAAAUAUGAAAAAUUAAAUUUUAAAAUAUACAAAUUAUAAGUUAAACUAUGAAA
Messenger RNA from Drosophila gunungcola (fruit fly), 2076 nucleotides. RefSeq lists its product as uncharacterized. The coding region runs from base 111 to 1931 and encodes 606 amino acids. NCBI's taxonomy places the organism in Eukaryota, Metazoa, Arthropoda, Insecta, Diptera, Drosophilidae. The transcript has 2 exons. The record is from RefSeq and is a predicted model, not a curated record.